ACCUGUCACUGUGCGCAGUUUGAUAUACGUGAAGAAGUGAAACUCUGCAUCUUUUGAGGUGUGACAUAUUUCUUAUCAACAAAUGAUUUUAUAGCCAGGAACACCGUAAUGCCCAGAUUAGAAUGGACAGUGACUCGCUUUCCAUGCAGACUGUGGGCUAAACUUGUAGAAAAGUGGCACCUCCUCAAGUUACUCUAUUUUACUCUGUGCUUUAAUUCUUUUACAACAUGGAGCUCUACAUUCGAGUUGAGCAUGGAACCAUUGUUUUGGUUCGUGGAUCAUUUUGCCAGAUAUCUCGGUCCAAUUUUCAUGCUUUUGGUUGUUUGCCUGACAACGUCUGUAGUGGUCAUAUUUUACCUGUGUAUACUGCCUGAUAUAUUUAACCGCAGCAUUGGCUGGACCUUAUUUCACCUGCUCUUUGGCCAUUGGCUCCUGGUCAACAUCAUCUUUCAUUAUGUCAUGGCUGCCUUCACAGACCCAGGCAAACCUCCAACAGAAGUGCCCCAGACAGUGUCUUUGUGUAAGAAGUGCGUAUCUGCCAAACCUCCGCGCACCCAUCACUGUAGUGUCUGCAGGAUGUGUGUGCUUAAGAUGGACCAUCACUGUCCUUGGUUGAACAACUGUGUUGGAUUUUUCAACCACCGCUAUUUUUUCUUGUUCUGUGUAUACAUGUGGACAGGGACUGUGUAUGUCAGUAUCACAGGGUAUGACCUCUUCAGGGAGCACUUCUAUGGAUCAAGGGAUGUUUAUUUUCCUGGUGCCCUCUACCCAUUGAACAUGGCUCAUCAUUUGGUGAUGGGAGAUAGCAGGCCUGGAAUGAAUGAGACUAUUGCUGAAGCAGAGGGAGUCACAGGAGAUCAUGUCAGUGAGGCAGACUGGACCCCAGAAAAAGUAGUCCACAGUGCCAUAGUGUAUGAGUUUAUGUUGUGCAGUGGUGUGGUUAUUGCCCUUGGUUUGCUGACUGUCUGGCAUGCGAGGCUUAUUGCCACUGGACAGACCAGCAUUGAGGCUCAUAUUAACAAGAAGGAGAGAAAAAGAUUGAAGGAAAAAGGCUUGGUAUUUAAAAAUCCCUAUGACUUUGGAUGGAGAAAAAACUGGGAAAUAUUCCUUGGGUUAGAGGAUGGGAGAACAUUCUUUAAAAAUGUACUGUUUCCGUCAACCCACAGUCCAUAUGGAGAGGGGCUUAUAUGGCAAAGGAGUGAUCAUGACGUCUGUGUAAAGGAAGACACUACAGUAACCCAAUUAUGACAGUAUUGUUUCCAGAAAUAUUUUUUAUAUGUGUCAGCAGCCAUUCUGUGAGUGUCAAAAAUUGACUAGUGCUGUUUUUAUUUACCCUGUAAUAUUGCGGAGAACAAACAUUGUCAUAGUCUUGCAUGUUGUUGUGUGUUAAAAAAAUGUGUACACACUGCUGGUUCUAUGUGUACACACUGCUGGUUCUAUGUGUACAUGUACGAUUUUGAUACUAGCUUCAUGAUCUAUGAAUCAAAUGUUUAAAACGAUCAAUUAUGUCAGUUAUACAACGCUAGCUCAUAUACAAUAAAAGCACCAGUGACUGGACAUUUCAGCUGCGUAACAUAACAUUAGAUCAUGUAAACACACCAGUGAUUUGAUAUCACAUUGACUUUUCCUGGCUUGUUUCUGAUGAAGUGUGGGACAGUGACAUGACAAGAGGCUCAAGGUUCACUCAUUAUUAUACCUACACAAUUCAACUUGACCACUUUUACAGUGUGUGCAAGUAACAAUUCGCUCAAAUGUACACUUAUUAGAUAAAUAAAUCAGUUCACGCAAAAUUUGACAUAAGGACUACACAGACAAGAUUUGAAGUAGAAUUUUCCUGUCAUGAGGUAUUAAUGAAUUUCAUGAAUGCCUAUUCUCGCACCAGGAAUUUUCCCAUCAGUGAUGUUUAUGUAGUCUUAGUACUAAAAAGUCCUGUACUAAACCAUCUAGUACUGCUACAUUGUUGUUAAUCUGUGCUGUGUAACUGAUAUAAAUGAGUUUCAGACUUCUCACUUUACAUCUCCACAAAUUGGAGUAAUCAUG
Molecule: messenger RNA, 2040 nt
Organism: Liolophura sinensis
Lineage: Eukaryota; Metazoa; Mollusca; Polyplacophora; Chitonida; Chitonidae
Product: palmitoyltransferase ZDHHC16-like
Exons: 10
Coding region: 109-1248 (379 amino acids)
Molecular function (GO): palmitoyltransferase activity
Source: RefSeq, a predicted model, not a curated record